GGGUCUUGUCCUAACAACUGGGAUCAUUAUGAAGGUCGCUGUUUCCACUUUGUUCCAAGACCCUUGACUUGGGCGAAGGCCCAGUCAAACUGUCAGUCCAUGGGUGCGAACCUUGUAUCGAUACACAGCAUUGAGGAGAACCAUAAGAUUCAGAGCAUUAUACAGGCAGAUGCUGCAGAAAAUAAAAACACAUGGAUUGGAGGCUCAGAUUGCCAAGAGGUAAAAACUUGGUUCUGGAUUGACGGUACACCUUUCAACUUCCAAGAAUGGUGUGGUGGUCAACCUGAUUUUCCCUCUCAGAACUGUAUCCGGAUUAAUGCUGGAGGUGGCAAAUGCUGGGAUAACUUGGAGUGCAACAUUGCAAUUGGAUCAAUGUGUGUGAAACCGGCCAAUUAAUCCUGAGCCGAUGCAGAGACAUGCAUCCAACUCACACAUUUGGUGGAGGAGCGAUUGUGUGAAUGUUUGCAUCAGCAGUCCUAAAGUCUAAAUCUUAAGUCUCUACAUCUCAUAUCUCAACUGUAAUCAUUUAUAUUUCUGUUGAACUAUACAGGAUGAAGCGACAAGAGCAGAUGUGGCCCAUGUCCAUGCAAAAUCAGCUAAAUAAUGUCUUUAAUAAGCUUGAAUAGUUAUAAAACAAAUGCUUUAUAAUCCUCACAAGCAAACAAAAACGCUUCUUGUAUUACCGGUUUCCAAAAUUAAAAGUUUCAAGGACUGAAACAAGCU
Thunnus maccoyii (southern bluefin tuna) is the source of this 723-nucleotide messenger RNA. Its product is annotated as type-2 ice-structuring protein-like. The transcript has 4 exons. Lineage: Eukaryota; Metazoa; Chordata; Actinopteri; Scombriformes; Scombridae. Gene Ontology annotation, molecular function: signaling receptor activity. The record is from RefSeq and is a predicted model, not a curated record. The coding region runs from base 100 to 396 and encodes 98 amino acids.